Molecule: messenger RNA, 1056 nt
Organism: Rotaria sordida
Lineage: Eukaryota; Metazoa; Rotifera; Eurotatoria; Philodinida; Philodinidae
Source: the annotation of a GenBank genome assembly
AUGAAUAGAACUCGGGAUGCAGUUAUUGUUAUGGAACAAACUGAUAUUAAUAAUCCUCAAAAUGAUUCAAACAAAUCUCAAAAUAGGCCAAUGACGUUUAAAAUUUAUUUUUGUACAUUUUGGAUGGAUUAUCUUUUAAUGGCUAUUUUAGGAGCUGUUGGUCUUGGUGUUUAUUAUCUUCGACCAAUACCUAAUCGUGUUUUUCCUGUUUAUUUUUCUAAUGGUGAAAUAGUUAAUCCAGAAUUUAGUUAUCCAUUUCGUAAAGAUAUUAUUCCAAUAUGGUUAGCUGCAUUUUUAGCAUUUAUUAUUCCAUUUAUAUUUAUAAUAUUAAUGCAAAUACGUCUUCGUAGUUUUAAUGAUGCUAAUACAGCAAUAAUGGGUCUUCUUUUUUCUCUUAUAUCAGCUGCAGUUUUUCAAGUAUUUAUUAAAUGGCUUAUUGGUGGUUUAAGACCACAUUUUUUUUCUGUUUGUAAACCUAAUAUUAAUGCAUCAAGUUAUGGUACAGGCAAUGGUUUUGAUGGUAUUAUGUUUGAUCGUUCAAUAUGUACAGGUGAUGAAAAACAAAUUAAUGAUGCUCUUGAAUCAAUGCCAUCAGGUCAUUCGACAGCAGCUUUUGCUGGUCUUGUUUAUUGUUCAUUAUAUCUUAAUGGUAAAUUAAAAAUUUUUUCUAAUUAUCGUCCACAAUAUUGGAAAUUUGCACUUUUUUAUGCACCAUUACUCGGUGCUGUUCUUAUUGCAUUAUCAUUAACAAUUGAUCAUUAUCAUCAUUGGUAUGAUAUUUUAGUAGGAUCGAUUAUUGGAACAAUGUUUGCUUUUGGAUCAUAUCGUUUUCAAUAUGCAAGUGUUUGGGAUUAUAGAUUUAAUCAUAUACCAUUACCACGGAUAGAUACAGAACAAGGAUUUGAUUAUCAUCUUAAUCAUCUUGAAAAUUAUUUAAGUGCUUCGAAAAAAGGUGGGUGGAUGAAUGGUUCUAUAUAUGGAGCACCAUUUGAUGCAUUAGGAACAUUAUCAAUUGUAAAAUCCUCAGGAUCAACAUCUGCUGAUUUAAGAUUAUAG